GAGAAUUCUACGAGAACUUUUUUUGUCCAUCAAAAGAAUCUUGAAAUUAAAUGGGAUAAAAGGGAAUUUGACUGUGCAUUUUUCUAAAUCCAACAACUGGGCUUUUCUGAGUACUUGUUACUGGCAAAACUGAUUAAGGUCUCUCUGGGCAGUCCGGUAAAUUUGGACCCAUGGUUAACAAUCUUUUGCAAACUGUCCUUCUUAGCACUUAGACCACAGACAUCGAUAUAUAUAAUCAUGUCUGAUUGGCAUUUAUCCAAAGUUUGAAUACUAAAAAUUGUGUUUACUAGUUACUGCACGUGUUACAGUGUUAUUACAUGCAUUCUUACAUUAUUGACAGAGCAAAUUAUUUUUACACAGAGAUUCAAGGACAAUAUAGCAACCUAGCUGUAAGGGAAGUUGUUUUGAGGAAAUCGAAAUCAGGACUGUUUUCUUUUGACUUGAUAGACCUAUUCCCUAUAACGAUGUCGCCUGGUUUAACAAUCAGGGGAAAUAUAAAAGGUGUACAUGCCCCAUGACCUAUCACCGCCGUGUGGACAGUCACAGGAAAUCUCGAGCGGCGGAAGCUGAUUUUUAUUGGGGUGCAGUGCCCUUUAAAUGAAGAAGGGUAGUAUUGUAGAAGGACUCUGGAGAAACGAUCGAAGUUUGGAGGGAACACCAAAGUUCUUAGAGGUUUGAUGCUGUCUGCCUUGUGCGUCUUAUGCAAUUGCAAAGCUCUUGCUAAAAAAACAACUUUCUUGGAAUUGACAGGACACCCAACUGGCAACAAUGGGAGCAAAGCUUGUGCUGUUGAUUGUCGUCGCUUUCUCGGGUCACUGCGCUUGGGCGUUACAAUGCUACCGUUGUGCGUCGUUCAUGCUCCCCGGGACAUCUUUGUCUAACCAGGGAGAAGCCCGCUGCGGGGAUGAUCCACCUCCUGAUGAGUUCAAAGCUGACUGUACCGGGGCAACUAGCGGAUGUAUAACCAUUGCAGGGGCAUUCCAGGCAACACGAGAUGGGGCUGAUCUGAACGUCAACAAUGCAACGCUCAGGACCUGCGCAAACGUGGGCAUUGUCGAUUGUAAAUACGGAUUGGAAGCCAAUUUUGAUGUCGUCUUCCUACUAAGACUCGGAAAUUCAAGUGUCUUUGACGGUAAGAUCUGUUCCUGCCGAGGCGACAGUUGCAACGGUGGUGAUAUUGAUAACGGCGGGGGCGAUAGUGGCAACGGCGGGGGCGAUAAUGGGAACGACGGGGGUAAUAAUGACGGUGGCGGGGGCAGUGCAUUGCGCCCUCUAUCGGCCAUUCUCGCCCUUGCCGUAGCAGCUAAACGUGUCAUGAUGUAGACUCUGACGAGUAUAGUACCAACGAGGCCACAGCGAUUACAUGUUUUAUUUUCCUACUUCGGUCUAGGGGAACUAUGUAAAGCUGAAGUUGACGCUUGAUUACAAUUGUCAUUAUAACUAUUAUAAUCGUCUAUAGAGUUUUUAGAUGGGGUUAUGAUCGAGAAUAAGCUUCAUGAGGCCUCUAUGCACUCCCAUAUA
This is a messenger RNA of Patiria miniata (bat star), 1521 nucleotides long. RefSeq lists its product as uncharacterized. The transcript has 6 exons. Bases 769 to 1323 code for a protein of 184 amino acids. Lineage: Eukaryota; Metazoa; Echinodermata; Asteroidea; Valvatida; Asterinidae. The record is from RefSeq and is a predicted model, not a curated record.